This is a messenger RNA of Oldenlandia corymbosa var. corymbosa, 2239 nucleotides long. NCBI's taxonomy places the organism in Eukaryota, Viridiplantae, Streptophyta, Magnoliopsida, Gentianales, Rubiaceae. The record is from the annotation of a GenBank genome assembly.
AUGGAGGAGGAGAAUCCGAGCUCGAAGAGACAGAAGGUGGGAGACGGCGGCGAUGCACCACCACCACCGGCUUCAUUUGUAGAAAAUGCAUUACUUCCACUGGCCUCAUACGAUGAUGAUGACGAGGAGGUGGUUGAGGGUGUGAAUGUGGUGGUUCCUCAAAAUAUGAACCACCAGGUUGACGAUGAUAAUGAUGAUGAGGAAGAGCAUUUUGGAAACGGCAAUGUCGGGAACCGUAAUCAGUCUAUCAUUUUGAGGCGGGAUUGCCCUUAUCUGGAUACCGUUAAUCGACAGGUUUUGGAUUUUGACUUUGAAAAAUUUUGCUCUGUUUCCCUCUCCAAUUUGAAUGUCUAUGCAUGUUUGGUUUGUGGGAAGUACUUUCAAGGGAGGGGGCAAAAGUCCCAUGCAUAUACUCACAGUCUGGAAGCCGGACACCAUGUAUACAUUAAUCUUCGGACAGAGAAAGUUUAUUGCCUCCCUGAUGGCUACGAAAUUAUUGACCCAUCACUGGAUGAUAUACGACAUGUUCUUAACCCAAGGUUUACUAGGGAACAAGUUGAGCAGCUUGACAAGAAUAAGCAGUGGUCAAGGGCACUUGACGGAUCAGAUUAUCUUCCCGGAAUGGUGGGACUAAAUAACAUCAAGGAGACUGAUUUUGUUAAUGUGACUAUUCAAUCCUUAAUGCGAGUUACUCCUCUGAGGAAUUUUUUCCUUAUCCCGGAAAACUAUCAGCACAGCAAAUCUCCGCUUGUUCAUCGCUUUGGAGAGCUUACACGAAAAAUUUGGCAUGCCAGAAACUUCAAGGGACAGGUUAGUCCUCAUGAGUUCUUGCAGGCGGUUAUGAAAGCCAGUAAAAAGCGGUUUCGAAUUGGUCAACAGUCUGACCCAGUUGAGUUUAUGUCAUGGCUACUUAAUACUUUACAUACAGAUCUUAGGACUUCAAAGAAAAGUAGCAGCAUCAUACACCAGUGCUUUCAGGGAGAACUGGAGGUAGUGAGGGAAAUUAAUAGUCAGCCCAUGAUUGAAAGAAAAGAAAAUGGAGAUGCUGGAGAAAACGGAAGUGAGGUGCCUCAUCUUCAUUCAGAGCGGAUGCCAUUCUUAAUGCUUGGUUUGGACUUGCCACCACCCCCACUGUUCAAAGACGUUAUGGAGAAAAAUAUUAUUCCACAGGUUCCCCUUUUCAACAUCCUAAAGAAAUUUGAUGGUGAGACAGUGACGGAAAUUGUGCGACCUAAGAUGGCCAGGAUGAGGUAUCGUGUGACUAAGCUGCCAAAAUACCUAAUUCUUCAUGUGCAGCGGUUUACAAAGAAUAACUUCUUCGUGGAAAAAAAUCCUACGCUGGUCAAUUUUCCUGUGAAGAAUCUCGAGCUCAAGGACUACAUUCCGCUUCCAGCGCCAAAAGAGAAUGAAAAACUACGGUCCAAGUAUGAUUUGAUUUCGAAUAUCGUUCAUGAUGGCAAACCAGGUGAAGGGUCAUACCGUGUGUUUGUACAGCGAAAAUCAGAGGAGUUAUGGUAUGAGAUGCAAGAUCUCCAUGUCUCAGAAACACUUCCUCAGAUGGUUGCACUUUCCGAAACAUACAUGCAGAUUUAUGAACAGCAGCAGCAAUUACCUUAAAGGAGUUUGCCUGAAAUGCAUAGUGGGGCUUGAUAUCACACCAUGAUGUGGCUUGUUCAUUCUAUUCGUGGCUGUUUCAGCCCUAUGCUUUAGGUUCGUUGGCCAGGAAGACCAUGGCUGGACUGGUGCAUGCCCCUCACUAUGGUAUGAAAACUUUCGGGCGUCAAAGCUGGAAAACCCAAGGGCAUCGUAGUAAGAGAGUUGAAGUCUGUUCCUUUUCCAGUAUGUUUGGCUUAAUAAUUUUUUGUUUCCUGAUAAUGUUGUGGUACAGUUCAUUAUUGAGUUGAAUCUGUAAACUCUUAAUUUACUUGAUGUUUUAGUAGUAAUGAAUACAUUGUUCACUCAUUGAUUGUAGUUGUUUCUGGGACCAUGGUAAAUUGAAAGUAACCGAAAGAUUAAAUAUAGGAAAGUCGCGAGAAUCUAUCUCGAAGCAAUGGCUUUCAAUUGCUAUAAAUGCAAUAAUGGUGCUUUGAGCAUCUUCCGCUCAUUAGUUUGGAUGAAGGCACUUUACUGUGGGUGAUUGAAAGAUGCUGACAUCAUAAUUUUGUCACUUCUAUUUUCUUUCUGGAAUAAAGUUUUUUGUACUUUGCAGUCAUUGUCUUUAUGAUUUUGUGAGAUUUUG